UUCCACUGUUGUCAUGGUAAUUAUUCACGAGGGUAGGCUCUCUUCCAUUUGCUUUGCUUCCAUUUUUUUUCUGUCUCCAGGAAACGCUGCAUCCCUUUGGCCACUUCCAUGUAGCAGGCAGGCAGUGUGGUGGGGGAGUUAAAGUGACACAGCUAUAUUAUGUGAAAGUAAAGCAGAGCAGCUCACAAGGGUGACAUCUUUAAAGGGGGAGUAGCCUUUUUAUAGACGAGACUCAUUGAGGAUCAGAAUCUCUCCAGACCUCCUUAACCUUAAAGGAGACUGGAGUGAAUUUCCUCUGUGGAUAGCCUUGCUUCAAAUUAUCUCCAGCCCACUGGACAGGGGAAUAACUGGAUGCUUUGUUUUCUUGCAUCUCUCUCCAUUGGUUUGUAAGGCACAGAUGGACAAGCAGCUGAUGCAGGAGGCAGUUCCCUGCACAGUGCACUCUGAAAGUGAGAACCCGAAGGCAUCUUGAAAUAGAAAUUCAAAAGAGGAGGAGGAGAAGGAGGAGAGAAAGGAGGGGGGGGGUUUGAGUAAGAGCGUUGGUAUUCCAGACUCAAUACCUAGCAUGGCUGUGCAGAAGAAACAGAGUGUCAUCCCUCCAUCGCAGGGACCACUUUCUACACGUACCAUCGAGAGCCAGAAGAAGGGGAACGGAUUUGAAAGAGCGGGAGAGAAUGGCUCUUACAUCAAACCAAAUUCACAGGCAAAGAAAGCAGCCUGUCCUGUCCACAAGCCUGCUCAAAUCUUCAACACAGUUACUCCACGGGCCACUGCAGUGGCUAAUGGACUAAAUGUUGAUGAGAGGCUGAAAGCAGCUCGAGAAAGAAGAGAGGAGCACCAGAAGUUACUCGCCUCUCGGGAACUGAGCAGGUUGGAGCGCGAGCAGCGGGCCAGGCGUUACUAUGAACGACAACUACAGGAGCGCAAGAAGAAACUCCUGGAGCAGAGGCUCAAAGAGGAGAGGAGGCGUGCUGCCGUGGAAGAGAAGCGCAAGCAGAGACUGAAGGAGGAGAAAGAGCGGUAUGAAUCCGCAGUACGCAGAACGCUGGAGAAGAGCCAAAGGGCCCAACAGAAUCUCAGUCAAAACUCAAGAGGAAGGAAGCUCGCCAAGAAUGUUCCACGUCGCUUACCACUGACAACAUGGGAGAAGAACUUGGUCAGUCGCCUCCUUACCCCCACUUGCUCUUAUCUGGCCAGGAGCAAGAGUGCUGGUUGUCAGUCAGGAGAAGAAGUUGUCCAUGUUUGUCGCCGUGCAGUUUCAUUCCACUCCAUGAAUACCACCACCACCACCACCACCCUUCACAAACCCCAGCACCACUCUGGUUCAGUCCACCACAGGCCAUCCGCCUCCCCCAGUCCCAACAACAGAAGCAUCAAUCUGGCACAGAUCAAAGCAGCAAGACAGCAAGAGGCUAACAAGAAGAACUCAAACAGUGGCUCAAGUAUUAAAUCAACUGCUGUCAACACCAGUGUGAAAUCAGCCACAGUUGCACAAAGCAGAACCCCCUCCCCCUCACCAGAACGGACUCCCCGAAGAUCAAUCAGCAGGCAUUCCACCCCGCUGCAGCUCGAGCUCCCAUCAGUCCCCGAGGAAGAUGUUGCUGUUUGCAGUUCUGCCCUCACUCCCGGUAACUCAAGGCCUGCCAGGACAUCAGCUGAAGGUCAGCAGGAGAAAAUUAGGGAUAAAAAAAAUGCACCAGAGACUCCUUGUUUGAACCUGCCCAACACUGAGACAGAGGCUAUAACCAGGACAGCUGGAGAUGGAAGUCCUUCACAUGUGCCUCCUCGUCCAGCCCCACAGCCUCCUGAAGUUGUGAGCAGGCCCUCAGCUGGGACCACAGACCCAGAGGAGGCCUCACGUAACCUGGCUGAAAAGAGGAGAGAGGCCCGACUACAGCGGGAGAGAGAGGAGCAGGAGCGCCUGCAGAAAGAGGAGGCAGAAAGGCGGAGUCGAGAAGAACUGGAGCGCAGGAGGUCAGAGGAGCGAGCGCGACAGCAGGCCGAGGCUCAGCGUCUGAUAGAGGAGAAGAGGAGGAGGGAGGAAGAGGAGCAGAGACGAGCUGAGGAGGAGCGAGCUCAGGCCAUGAGGGAAGCCGCUCUACUGCAGAAACAGAGAGAGGAGGAGCAAGCCAGAGAGAGGGCGAAAGCAGAGCAGAUGAAAAAAGAGCGAGAGAUACUCGCACAGAAAGAAGAGGCAGAGCGCCAAGCAAGAAAAAAGCGACUUGAGGAGAUCAUGCGGAGAACCAGAAGGACAGAUUCUCCAGAUACGAAAUCUGUACCAGCUAGGAUCUUGCCAAAUGAAGCCCAACCAAAGGAAAACACACAGCCUGUGAACAAUGGCACUAUAGAAGAUGUGGUCAAGCUGCCAGUGGGGACAAAGUCCUCACAGCUGGGGCUGAACAACGAGGAGGAUAUGGUACCUGUUGUGGCCUUCAAAGAACGCAGGUCUCUCAGAACGCUCACUGGCCUGGAGGAAAUCCAGACCCACCAACGGGCAGAGGUCAUCUGAGCACCUGCAAAAGUGGGCAGAAGUUCAAAGACUUUGUUGGAGAGCUGCGAUUCCUCUGUGAAAGAUGGGGAUCCCUGCGGUACAGCCAGUUUGCUGCCCCUCAGCACCUUGAAAGAGCAUGUAAAAUUACAGCCUUGCCUCACUGAGGUCGUCAGCAUUUGGUCACUUUUGUGUGUGUAACCAGUGGUACAAAUAUUGGGCAAGUUAGAUAUUAAUUUCUUCAGUACAGCAGGUUUCUGAACUAAUAAUGACUAUCCAAAAAAACAGUAGAUGUAGACAGUGGUAAUAGCUUGCUGGCAAAUGCUGUAUAUCAGUUAUGGAGAGUGUUGCCUCUGUGAAAUACUAGGAAUAGCCAUUCUAACAAUCACAACAUAUGUUAGCCAUAUGCUUUUUGCUUAUUCCUGAUAUUUCUUGCUCUAUAAGCACUUUUCCUUCCUCAGUUUUGUCACUGUGGAAUUAGAAUAGCUCAAGUUGCUGUUUGUGCUAAGAACACAAGAGUUUAGGGUGUUAGUGACAGUUCUUUUCCUACAUAAAUUCCUAUCUUACCCUUUGAUUUUGUGAAGUAUAGCAAUCACAUAUUUCAAAGCUGCUAAGGAACUUAGUUUCCAAAGACUUUGCUUCGGUUUUUGUGGGUGAUGUUCUAGAAAAUUUGAUGCACAAAGCGUUAAUUGCACUGACAGUUGCUUUGUUUGAUAUUGCGCAAAUCACUUUACAAAGCAAAGUUUGAGACGUAGAGGUUAAGUGACUUUAUUAUAAUAAAAGCAUAUAAAAACAAAAUGUAUCUGAUCAUCAGUAUUUGAUCUUACAGUUUAAGUAUUGCUUAUAACUAUCACUUGUUAACCUGUUGAGAAGUCAAAAUAUGCCAUGUUUGAUUAAAGUUGAUACUAUGCUG
Lates calcarifer (barramundi perch) is the source of this 3401-nucleotide messenger RNA. It is a transcript of the gene map7a, whose product is annotated as microtubule-associated protein 7a. The coding region runs from base 566 to 2509 and encodes 647 amino acids. Lineage: Eukaryota; Metazoa; Chordata; Actinopteri; Centropomidae. Gene Ontology annotation, biological process: microtubule cytoskeleton organization. The transcript is spliced from 15 exons. Gene Ontology annotation, cellular component: microtubule cytoskeleton. The record is from RefSeq and is a predicted model, not a curated record.